UAAAUCACCGUUAAUACCGAGAAGAAGAAGGCCCAGCUGCGUACUAGUAAUAUACAGUUAUAGGAAGUCUCAGGAGGAUGGAAACUUGUAUUUCAAGAACUGUACACCCAAAGUAUUUUGUGCCUUUUAUCAAAUUAGAUGGAAACCAGCUCAAUGCCCAAUUGCCCCUCCAUAACUAAUUAAACGGUCAAGUUUAUAGGGACCUGGAGCUACUAUUGUGCUAGCGUUAACUCAGCUAGGUAUCUGCUAAGUGGCUAACAUCAGCAAGCAUGGCCUUGGCUGAGGUCAACUUGCAAGAAAUGAAUGAGGUCGUGAUAGUGACAAUGUCUGAUGAAACUGUUGAGGGCCUCUCUGUGGUGGAGGAGGAUAAAACAGUGAUGGUAGCCACCCAGCUCAUCGAUCAGCCAGGAACUCAGGUCCUCACAGUCACUCAAGUGGAAACUGAUGAUACGAGUAAAUCAGAUCCCUUGUCCAAUGAAGAAGCAGUCAUUGUGAAGCUAACAGAGGAAGUGGAUGCGGAGUCUGAUGUAUUCUACCCCAUAACGUGUGGAGAUGCCACAGGCACGUUGGUGUGGAAGAAGUUUGUCUGCCCUGGGAUCAAUGUGAAGUGUGUCCAGUUUAAUGAUCAGCUCAUCAGCCCAAAAGAGUUUGUCUGCCUUGCGGGCAAGUCGACACUGAAGGACUGGAAAAGAGCUAUCAGACUCAAUGGCACCAUGCUCAGGAAGAUCAUGGACUCCGGCGAGCUGGAAUUCUAUCAUCACGCGAAAGUCUGCUCCAACACCUGCCGCAGCACCAAAAUUGACCUGUUGGGAACCAAAUUGGCCGCCAGCUCAGACCAGUCUGCCGACCUGGCUGCUGCCACCUCAUCCACUGCUAACUUGAAUGGAAACUCCCGCCCAGAGGGGUCAGAGGGACCUUCAGAGGGGGUCACAGUCGUUGGAGAGGAUGCCGUGUCAUUCUGGCGUGCGCUGAAGGACGCAGGGCUGCUGGAGGAGGUGAUUGAGGACUUCCAGAAGGAGCUCCAAGAGGUCCUAAAGGGGCUGCAUGAAAGAGUGUGUGAACCAUCACUGCAGGUCAAAGAUGCCGCUUUGCUCGACAGCAUCGUGCACAACUUUGGAAUGCUGGAUCUGGUCAAGAAGGUUCUGAGCAGUCAUAAGAGCCAAAUGGACCAUUACAGAGAACAGUACACCAGCAGCCUCGUUGCUCUGGAGCAACAGUGUGAUGAGCACAGAAAACGAGCCAAGGAGCUGAAGAGCAAAUCUCAGCACCUCAACAACGUCCUGAUGAACCUCAGCCCUGGAUCCGUAGCCCCGGCGCCCAAGCGCUCCCGAAUGAGCCGCGCCGCCUCCAGCCCAGCGUCUGCCAUCCCCGCGCCCGCACAAGUCGCCCUGCCUCUCAGCCAAUUAAGUGGCGUGCCGCUCUGUAAGCUGCUGACUGUGGCGGGAGCUCCGGCGGCCUCCAACCUGAGCGGCUACACUCUGCUGACCUCGCCGCUCAACGGCUCGGAGCUGACGGCCGAUGCUUCCAACCUGACAGUGCUCUCCGCCGUGGCGGGUCAGGAGGGGGCGUCCUCCGAGAGCGGCGCCAUCGUCUCGUCGACCUUUGUCAAAAUGGUCAGUCCUCAUUUCCAGUUGGUGACACUCCCGGCCACGUUGCAGGGCCUGGCCAGCUCACAAAACACUUGCAUCACGCAGCCGGUCGGCACCAUUACUGUGCUGGACGCCACGGCAACAACCGCAGACAUUUUCCUACAGGGAGUUGAAGCUGAUGAAAAUGAAGAAGGUCAGCACAAUGAGGUCGUCGUAGUAGGACGAGAAAGGAUCCUCGGCGGAGCGCACCGAGAUUUUGAAGUGGCGACGCAGGAAGCCCCCGUAGCGCUUGUCCCACUUGAUGUUGUUCAGUUUGGGUCUGAUGCGCCUCAUGAAGCCCCCGUAGCGCUUCUGAAGCUCCUCGGGUUCCUCGGAUUCGUUUCUCUUGGACUUCGGGCCAAACUUGCGUAAAAAGCCGCCGUAACGUUUCACGUGAUCAUAGGCGCGGAGCGCGUUUCCCUCCGGGUUGUUCUCCGCUUCUUCUGCCGGCACAUCAUUUCCUCUCUCCCCGGUCUUCUUCAAUAAGUCCGCCACUAUCUCCGCAACGUGCUUGUCCCGCCAAGGGGAGGACAGUAGCUCCUUGAUGGUCUGGUCCAGCUUCUUCAGGAACUGCGCGUCGGCUUGUUUGCUGGCCCCAUCUUCUUCAUCCUCUUGCUCCUUCUCAUCUUCGUGUCUCACCUCCUCCAGACCCGCAACGCGUUCACACAGCGACGGCUCAUCCCCACACAACAACCCGCACCACUGCAACACACCCAUGGAU
This is a messenger RNA of Syngnathus acus (greater pipefish), 2349 nucleotides long. RefSeq names its product glucocorticoid modulatory element binding protein 2 (gene gmeb2). The transcript has 11 exons. Bases 270 to 2000 code for a protein of 576 amino acids. Gene Ontology annotation, molecular function: RNA polymerase II cis-regulatory region sequence-specific DNA binding; DNA-binding transcription activator activity, RNA polymerase II-specific. Gene Ontology annotation, cellular component: nucleus. Gene Ontology annotation, biological process: positive regulation of transcription by RNA polymerase II. The record is from RefSeq and is a predicted model, not a curated record. NCBI's taxonomy places the organism in Eukaryota, Metazoa, Chordata, Actinopteri, Syngnathiformes, Syngnathidae.